AUGAGGUUGAAGGAGGUAGACACAGAUCUUAUGAUAUUAUGGACCACAAUACAUGGUAAGCUGAUAAAGAGGAUAGGGAGCCUAGAGCAUAGGAUAAAUAGCUUGGAGUCUGACAUUCAGGAGAUGAAAGGAACUCAAGUGCAGAUGGCUAGGGAUUUGGAGUUGUCUUUGAUGAUGCAGAUGAGAUUAUUUACAACACUAUUGCCAAGAGAGUCAUUGUUAGUCCUACCAUCAUUGACUUUUGCAGGUGUUACUUCUUCAAUGCCUGUUCCACCUACUUCGGCGUCUGAGCCACCAUUUGUAUCUAUGACUAAGCCUCGUGAUCCAAUACAUGAGAUGGAGAGUAGAGAGGAACAUGUCGAGUCUGAGUUUGAUAAGGAUGACGAUGGAUACUCUGAGUAG
This is a messenger RNA of Ilex paraguariensis (yerba mate), 402 nucleotides long. Lineage: Eukaryota; Viridiplantae; Streptophyta; Magnoliopsida; Aquifoliales; Aquifoliaceae. The record is from the annotation of a GenBank genome assembly.